AUUCGUGACGAAUCAGUCAACCAUGGUGUACAUUCGUCAAGACCGGCUUCCCAAGCUCAAGGAGUACAAGUACUCGGGCGUCGACCACAGCUUGCUGUCGCGCUAUGUCUUAAAGCCGUUCUACACCCACGUCGUCAUCAACUGUUUCCCAAUGUCUAUGGCCGGGUUUAGCUUUGUCAUUGCCAACUUGAUGACAAUGUUCUACUACACUCCUGGUAUGGAUCAAGAUUGCCCUUCUUGGGUUUACUAUUCCUGGGCCAUUGGUCUUUUCACAUAUCAGACCUUUGAUGCCGUUGAUGGUAGUCAAGCAACCAGACAAAGUGGACCCCUUGGUGAACUUUUCGAUCACGGUGUGGAUGCGCUGAACACUUCUCUGGAGGUCCUCAUCUUCUCGGCAGCCAUGAACUUGGGCCAAGGCUGGAAGACUAUGUUGAUCCUCUUCGCUUCUCUUNUGACCUUCUAUGUGCAGACCUGGGAUGAAUAUCACACCCACACUCUGACUUUGGGUAUUGUCUCUGGUCCUGUCGAGGGUAUCAUCACUCUCUGCAUUGUAUACGCAUUCACUGGCUACGUUGGUGGUGGCAGCUUCUGGCACCAGUCUAUGUUCGCUUCUCUGGGUAUGCCGCGCUACGAUAUCAUCCCUGCCAUGGUCUAUGACCUGCCCUGGACGGACUGGUACAUGGUCUACGGCAGUGUGGUCUUGAUCUUCAACACCGUCUUGAGCGCCAUGAACGUCAUGGCUGCCCGCCGUCUGCGCAAGGAAAACCCCAUCUUUGCUCUCUACGGCUUGGCUCCCUUCUUCCNNCUCACCUGGGUCGUCAUCCCCAUCUACCUCUUCCNNCUUCAACCUGUCAUUUUGCGCCAGCACCUUGUGCCUNUUGUCCUUUACGUCGGUCUGGUCAACGCUUACUCGGUCGGCCAAAUGAUCACUGCUCAUUUGACCAAGUCGCCUUUCCCUAUGACCAAUGUGUUGGUCUUGCCUCUGGUCUUUGGCGUCAUCGACAGUCUGGGUCCUUUCUUGCACGAGCAUGCUGGCUUUGGUUGGCCCAGCGCUCUGGGCGACGGACAGUACCAGGUUGCCUUCAUGUUCUCGUGUCUGGGACUUGCAGUUGGUGUGUACGGCAGCUUUGUCGUCGAUGUCAUUGUUACCAUUUGCGAUUACCUUGAUAUCUGGUGUUUGACCAUCAAGCAUCCUUACGUUCCCGAGACCGAGGAGAAGAAGGUCCGU
Molecule: messenger RNA, 1228 nt
Organism: Aureobasidium musti
Lineage: Eukaryota; Fungi; Ascomycota; Dothideomycetes; Dothideales; Saccotheciaceae
Source: the annotation of a GenBank genome assembly